Molecule: messenger RNA, 476 nt
Organism: Thrips palmi
Lineage: Eukaryota; Metazoa; Arthropoda; Insecta; Thysanoptera; Thripidae
Product: DNA-directed RNA polymerase I subunit RPA12-like
Exons: 3
Coding region: 95-469 (124 amino acids)
Biological process (GO): termination of RNA polymerase I transcription; DNA-templated transcription
Cellular component (GO): RNA polymerase I complex
Molecular function (GO): nucleic acid binding; zinc ion binding; DNA-directed RNA polymerase activity
Source: RefSeq, a predicted model, not a curated record
CUGCAUUCAUUACACUAUUCGCACCUCGCAUCAUGUUGUUCAAGGAGUGUUGAGUGUUGACUGUUAUUUUUUCGUGUAAUUUCUAAAGGCAAUAAUGUCGUCUAUCUUUAAAAGUCAUGAGGGAUUCUGCCCCGAUUGUGGUUCAGUGUUACCCUUACUUCAAGGAAUUGGUGGUGUGACGUGUUACACUUGUAAACAUGUAUUCAGCCCUGAAGUAUUUGGAAAAAUGGAAUCUACUUAUACUAUCCAAUUUAACACGAGACCAACAGCAGAUUCUUACUCGAAGAAGAAGAAGAAAAAGUCAUUUUCAAGUGAGGAACCUGAAGGCCCGGUUGUGGAGAGACGAUGCCCAGCUUGCAAAAAUGAAACUAUGUCCUAUGCCACAUUGCAAUUGCGUUCAGCAGAUGAAGGACAAACUGUCUUCUAUACAUGCACAAAGUGCAAGUACAAAGAGACUGAAAAUUCAUGAAAAUGUU